Drosophila ananassae is the source of this 2741-nucleotide messenger RNA. RefSeq lists its product as uncharacterized. The record is from RefSeq and is a predicted model, not a curated record. Bases 75 to 2531 code for a protein of 818 amino acids. The transcript is spliced from 7 exons. NCBI's taxonomy places the organism in Eukaryota, Metazoa, Arthropoda, Insecta, Diptera, Drosophilidae.
AUUUCUAAAAAAUUUUCUUAAAACUGGAUUAAAAUUCUACUGCUGCUCCAUAAUUAUGGUCGUUAGACGUGGACAUGACGCCGCCCAAAAAGGAGGUUUCAACUUCCCAAUCCUCGGAAGGGAAAGGAAACUGCGUAUUGUGCGCAGACGUAGCGGAGAGAGCCUGUCAACGAUGUGGGGACUUCUACUGCUGCAAGGAGUGCCAGGUUAGGGACUGGCAGCGCCAUCGCUACAUAUGCUUUCCGUUGCCUGCCCUGGUCCACCCACGCUCGUUUUCCCUGCACCAGGCCACUGAGGAAUUGUCGAUAGAGGGCCGGCUUGCAGCUGUAGCUGAUAAAGACGUGGGGGAGGCAGUGCACCCGCCUCCCUCUCCCAAUGCCACUCCCAUCAGAAAUUCUGAUAUGGUUAGAGAUCGGAGUGUCAGCAGUACUAGAAGCGUUACACGCCAAGAAUAUCCAGCAACUCCGGAGACCGGAAGCAAAGUACCGAAUGGCAGCGCCAGCAAUUAUAAGCUAAAACAUAUCUCGAACGUGGCCAUGCCGCCCAGCAACACUCUUGUGUAUCUCACAGGAUUCAGUUCCUCGAACCGAUGCAAUAUACGCGAUGCCAGAGAAAACGCUGACAGGGCAUACAGUCAAGUGUGCGAAAAGGUCAAUGCCAUUGGAAAUGAGAUGCCCAAAGCGAGCAAACUGCAUAUUUAUGGAUAUUGUCUUGCCCGUCACAAUGGGACUUUUCAUCGUGCCCAAAUUUUAAACAUCUUUGGUAAAAAAGACGCUAAGUUAUUAUUUGUAGAUCAAGGCACUACAAAGCUAAGAAGUCAGUCGGAUAUACGUGAAAUCAAUCAGGAACUGUUGUCGCUUCCGUGUUUCUCCAAAGUGGUGCAGCUGAAGGAUGUACCCUACACUGUGUUCAACGAUGCUGUGGCCAAAUUUCUUUCUCAAUUUGAAGGCGAAAAGUUUGUGGGCAUUUAUAAAAAGACACCGGGGCACAUCAGCGUGGAUCUGAUCCAUCCAAUCACCAAACAGUCGUUGAAUGCACAGAUCAGAGAAUUUUAUUCCGACAGACAGAGCCAACCGCAAACACUCGCUCAACCAACAACAGAGGUAUCUGCUAAGCCCAUUCAAGCCGAUAACAUUCCUCAGACCAGUAACAAGGAACAGCAAUCUCUGCCAAUUGAGAUUGCCAAAAACGAAUCAACGAAACCUUCAAAUGAAGUCCAGAACAAAGCCCUUCCUGCCGAGCUGCCAACAAUCGAAAUUAAACCUUUCACUGUGUCUGAAUUCAUUAAAACGCUUCCCACCGAAACAGGCAACCCUUUACCCCUGGAAAGUACAAUAAAUAAAUCCGAACAAGUCACUACCUUAAAGGAGAGUAUAAAUAAUGCUGUUGAAGCCGCUUCCAAGCCUUCCAAUAUGCCAGAACCCAUUGAAAAUGUAACCGAGGAAGCAUCUUCUGCGAAAUUUAAUUUCAAACCAAUUGCAUAUUCCGUAGAUGCAUUAAAAUCCAUGAUAACUACCCUUGGAAAAAAUGAAGCAGGUUCAAUAACCAAAGAAGAAGCUAUUUUAAAAAAUAUAAUAAAUAUUUCAAAAGAAAGUCAGAAUCAAAAAGAACUCGAAAAAGCAGACGAUUCUCAAAAACAUUCAUCAGAUGAAAAGAAAUUUCCAAGCAAGGAAUUCUUUGAAAACAUUUUGUCGGUGGAAAGGGCAAGAAAGGCAAGGGAAACUUCAUUUUCGAUUUCUUUACAAAAUACGCUAGAUGCAACAAGUGAUGGCAGUAUGGAUCCGUUUUGGCUUCCAAAAAUCGAAAAAGUGGUAAACACUGCCUCAAGUUCCGAAACAGGAGCGUCAAAAGAAUCAAAAUCCUUGGACAAUCUAAUUAAAGAGACAAUCAUUCAAAAGAAAAGUAUAGAAGCAACUCCAGAAACUCCAAAAACAAAAAUACUCGAAGCCAAUGGUACUGCAGUUUUGAAACUUGAGCCCUUGCUAAAUCCGCCUUUCCAAAAACGUAGAUUCAACAUAGAGAGCAAAGAUGGGAUCGACGUAUUUGUUGUGGAUAACUCUAGAAUCGCUCGGGGUAUAUUUGGGGCAUUUGAUAGCGCAUAUUGCUCUGAAUUUUCAACAUUGCACGGUCACUUAUUGGCAAUCACCGACUCGAAGCCUUAUAAACCAGCUCUCAGGGAAUAUGUUAUCGCCAAGUAUGAGGGCUCCUGGUAUCGUGCCAGAGUCGAGCAGAUAAAGACAUCGCCGAAUCAACAGACCGAGUAUCGAGUGCUUUACGUCGACUAUACGAAUGUAAAUGAUAUAACCGAGAAGGAUAUCCGUCGUUAUCCAUUAAACUUUACCACCACUUGUUCCACUAACUUUUGCAUGAUUGAAGGUUUCCCUCAUAAACCGAAUGCCGCUCAGCUUUCAUAUUUAGCGGAGGCCUUCGAAUCCCACAGACUGGUCCACAUUGACAGUGUCGUCUAUUUAAAUGAUAUAGCCAUGAUAAAGUCACGUGCCAUUAUGGAACAUUUGAAUCGGCUGUACUAAAAAUAAUGAUUUUCUCAAUAUUAAUUCCUAGUAUGUAGCUGACCAAAGAACAAUUGUACUAUUUCAUCGAAUUCCAUUUUUAAAACAUUUAUGUAUAAAUAAAAUUCAAUUAAAUAACAACGUUAAAGGUUGUUAAUACAAAAUUCUUAUUCGUUUCCUAGAUAUUAGCUGCCGUUGGUUCGCAAAUAAUAAGUUACAUACACGACUAAA